This is a messenger RNA of Phycomyces blakesleeanus NRRL 1555(-), 816 nucleotides long. RefSeq lists its product as hypothetical. Lineage: Eukaryota; Fungi; Mucoromycota; Mucoromycetes; Mucorales; Phycomycetaceae. The transcript is spliced from 6 exons. Bases 1 to 816 code for a protein of 271 amino acids. Gene Ontology annotation, molecular function: oxidoreductase activity, acting on the CH-OH group of donors, NAD or NADP as acceptor. The record is from RefSeq and is a predicted model, not a curated record.
AUGACAAACAAGGUCUGCAUCAUUACUGGUGCAGGAUCCAUCUAUGGCAUCGGUCGAGCAACCGCUAUUUCUAUUGCCAAGCGUGAACCAAAAGCAAUUUAUGUGACCGACCUGACGCUUGAAAAUCUCGAAGAUCUUUCAAAGGAGAUCCAUGAGAAAUAUCCUGGGGUCCAGUGUAUUGCACGUGCAGUUGAUGCCGCGUCUUCCUCUGCUGUGGAGGGUAUUGUCAACGAAGCCCUGACGACCUUUGGAAGAUUGGAUGUCUUUGUAGCCAAUGCCGGAAAGGCCACGAUGUCUCGUAUUAGCCAAGAGACUGCCGAGUCGUUCACUGACAUGAUGCGUAUCAACUCUUUGAGCGUCUUUUUGGCCAUCAAGUUUGCCGGUGAAGCCAUGAAGGCGGUCGGAAAGGGUGGAAAGGAACGUAGUGGUGGUUCUAUUGUAGCAACCUCAUCUGUUGCUGGUAUUAGAUCCGGUGCUGGCUCUCCAGAAUACUCUGCUUCAAAGGCAGCUGUUGCAAGCCUUUGUCAAACAGGAUCAUGUCAAUAUGCUGGAUUUGAUAUCCGCGUAAACGCCAUUUGCCCAGGUUUGAUUGAGACCAACAUGACAAAGCUUGUUUUUGACAACGCUCGUUCCAGAGGAACUACCCACAAGAUUGGUCAAUUGAACCCCUUGGGUCGCUCUGGUGUUUCUUCAGAGGUUGGUAAUGUUAUUGCCUUUUUGGCAAGUGAUGAGGCUUCAUACGUAAACGGCCAAGUUUUUGCUGUUGACGGUGGUUUGAGUGCAAGCCAUCCCGUUGCUCCUGGCAAAUUCUUCUAG